Dromiciops gliroides (monito del monte) is the source of this 4568-nucleotide messenger RNA. It is a transcript of the gene ARHGAP11A, whose product is annotated as Rho GTPase activating protein 11A. Lineage: Eukaryota; Metazoa; Chordata; Mammalia; Microbiotheria; Microbiotheriidae. Gene Ontology annotation, biological process: signal transduction. The transcript has 13 exons. The coding region runs from base 643 to 3774 and encodes 1043 amino acids. The record is from RefSeq and is a predicted model, not a curated record.
GAGUCUCCGGGGAUCUGGGGAGUUUUAGCCUAGGGUCUGGCCGGCAAAGAGAAGGGGACCGGAGGGUUUGGCCUGGGGGAGGCCAACAGACCUUGCGGACUGUAGGGUGACCGGAAACAGAGGGAUUGGGAGUUUAGGGGGAAGGGCUUGUGCCGUGAAGUGCCUGAGGGAUUGUGAACAGGUUGGUGGGAAGUGACUGAAAAGGAGCGUGGACUGGUGUGUGUGUGUGGGAAGUGUCAUAAAAGGAGUGUGGAAAGGUUGGUGAGAAGUGGUUUAAGGGGGAGUGGACAGGCCUGUGGAGAGAGACUGGAAAAGAGUGUGGACCAGUGGGAGUGAAGUCUUAAAGAGAGGGCGAUCAGUGGGGGAGGGGAAGGGUCGGUGUAAGGAGCGUGGAAAAGCCUAUCUAAGGGCUUGGAACUGGGGGCAGAAGACACGGAAGUGGCUGGAGAAGGGCAGGGCCCCAGGCGGGGUGGUGGCCGAAGUGUAAAGAAGGGAGUUGGGCUGAGGGCGGUGACUUUGAGGGUUUGUAGCAAGUGGAAGUGCUGGUGGCUAAGGAAGGUCGGGGAGUGGAACCGGAGGAGGACGAGGAGGAGGAGGACGAGUGGGAGGAGGUUGAGUGAGAGGUGCGGUGCUCGCGUCGGAAUGCGGGACCGGAGGCUCGUGAGGUUGUCCCUACUGCAUCAUCUCCGAGCCGCCUACGGUAUAAAGAUCAAGGGCGGUCGAGGGCAACUGGAUUUCGGCCGGCAGGAGUCAACAUCUGUAGCUGUUGGGAUGAGGAAACAGGCCCAGAGGUUAAAUGACUUGCCCAGAAUUACACAACUAUUCUCCAAGGGGAAAAUAUUUGGAGUACCUUUUUCAACAUUACCCCAGUCAUUUGUACCAGGAUAUGGAAACAUUCCAAGUUUUCUUGUUGAUGCUUGCACGUCUUUGGAGGAACAUGUUCAUAUUGAGGGACUUUUUAGGAAAUCUGGAUCAGUCAUCCGUCUAAAAGCACUGAAGAGUAAAUUGGAUCAUGGUGAAAGCUGUCUAUCUUCUGCACCUCCGUGUGAUAUCGCAGGACUUCUUAAGCAAUUUUUUAGGGAGUUGCCAGAACCCAUCCUUCCAGUUGAUUUGCAUGAAGCUCUUAUCAAAGCUCAACAGUUGGAAACAGAGGAGAAGGAUACUGCGACAAUGUUGCUCUCUUGUCUUAUGACUGACAGUAUAAUUUAUAUAUUGCGUUACUUCUUUAAUUUUCUCAGGAAUGUUUCUCUUAGAGCCGGUGAGAAUAAGAUGGAUAGCAGUAAUCUUGCAGUAAUCUUUGCUCCAAACCUUUUACAAUCAAAUGAUGGGCAUGAAAAAAUGUCAGCCAAUACAGAAAAGAAACUUCGACUGCAAGCUGCAGUGGUAAAGACCCUUAUUGAUCAUGCAGCUGAUAUUGGGCAUGUGCCAGAGUUUAUCAUAGAAAAGAUACCAGUCAUGCUGGGUAUUGAUGGCCCCUGUUCUACUCCAUCACUACAUGGCUAUGAAGAAGGUGAAUAUGAAUCUCCUAUUGUACUUAAGAGAAAAAGAAGACAGAGUGUAGGUGAUUUUGUUAGUGGAGCACUGAAUAAGCUUAAAUCUAACAGAACACCCUCUACUACACCUCAGCAAGAGAAAACUGCUCUGUCAUCAGUGACACCAGUGAUUCUUACACCCAAGAUAAAACGAAAACUACCAAUAGAUUCUUCACAUGGCUUUUCAAGCAAAAAAAGGAAGUCCAUCAAGGCCAGUUUAAACUUUGAGUUGUUACCAAGCAGUCUCUUCAGUAGUGUUUCAACUCCGGCACCAGUUCAAUUUGAAGAAAGUCCUGGUGCGUCUUCCCAGAGUUCAAUCUCCCCCAUAGCCAUCAGUGGAAAUCAUCUGUUCAAUACAGGUGUUCAGAGGCGAAGUAAAAGGAUUGCAAGCAAAAAAGUAUGCAGGGUGGAGUCGGGGAAGUCAGGUUGCUUCUCCCCUAAGAUAAGUCGUAAAGAAAAAGUUCGAAGAUCUCUUCGUCUCAAGUUUAGUCUGAAGAAAAGUAGCAGAGAUGUAAACAGAUGUUCUGGUUUGAAUAGAUAUGAACAUGUUGGACGAAGACUUGCAAGUCAACAAGAUUUUAAAAACAGGAUUGAAUCUGUAAAAACUGGACUGCUUUUCAGCCCAGAUGUUGAUGAAAGAUUAACAAAGAAAGGGUCAAAACAUAUCAGCAAAUCUGAGGAAAAUUUACUAACUCCAGAACAAACAGAUGAUGUGAAUUGCCGGAUGUCUUGGACUGGACCUAAUAGCAAUUUUCAAGAAAUUAGUACAAAUGGGACGUCACUCCUUGUGGGAACUUUUGAUAAGAAAAGCAGUCCUUCUGAACCGGUUCUUAGGGUUGAAAUACCACCUGAAUUUCCUUGUGAACUCACAGAUAUUAAUGUAAAUGAUAAGCAUGAAAACAGCCUAACUGGGAACUCUCUUAGUGGAUAUGAAAAUAAUUUAACCACAGAAACCUUAGUGAAAAUUCAGAAAGCAUUUUCUAAAUCUGGAAGUGAUCUUAAUGCUUUGAUAAGUGACAAACCUCCAUCAGAAUCUGAUUCAAGGGAAGAAAAAUUAAAUGAAGUACCUAAUGCAGAAUUUAGCCCAGAGAAAAAUCUAUUUGAGACUAAAGAGUAUCAUGAAAUGACAGUGCUUUUUAAGGACAAGCAUGAUGAAAAUCAUAACAAAGAAGAGGAUUCCACUGUUUCAGAACAAAACUUAGUAAAUCAUAUUCAAAAUUUGGUAAAAGACACUAUUAUGGAAUCUCAUACAAUUCAGAAAACUAAGUCAGAUGAGAAUCUUCAUUUAAAUAUGCCUAGGGACUAUUCAAAUAAGCAAGAAUUUCCCAGGAAUGACCAAAAAAAUAAACAAGAACUUCCCAGAGACAAAGAAAUCAUUACAAUGGAAGAGACUAAAAUUAGUAUUGAAGAAAAUGAACUGAGUUGCUCUAAUUCUGAGGAUGUUGUCAUCAAUUCUUCAGCACAGAUUACAGGUCAUAUAUUAAAAUUACCACAGCCCAGGAACAGAACUGCUCGGCAGCAGUCAUUGGUACAAACUUGUGAUAAAAUUCUUCCAGGGGAUUUUCAAAUGACAGAUCAUGGAAGGGUUUCAGAUCACAUACAUUGGUUUAACAAACUUUCAUUAAAUGAUUCAAGGACAGAAAGCAAAGUUAAGUCACCUCUGAAAUUUCAACGUACUCCUGUUCGUCAGUCUGUCAGAAGGAUAAAUUCCUUAAUAGAAAUGAGCAGAAAAUCGGAGCGGUUGGGCAGUUUUAGAGAAGUGCCUUCUCCAUUGGUUAAAUCCAUGAGCUGUGAUAGUGACCUUUCUUUUCAUAUAGAAAACACAUCAAACAAUUCUUCCACUGCUCUUCUUUAUUCAGAUCAUAAGCAAGAACAAAAAUCUAUGCCAUGUGACCAGUCAAACACAGAGCUAACUUCCAAAUCAAGCAUAGAGUUAUCUUCUAAACCUUGCUCAAAGGUGAAGAGACACGCAGACUCAUGUAGUACUUCUCUUAGACCUAUAAGUGUUUGCAAACAGAAGGUGAUACUUGGUAGCCAAACCAAGUCAGUUUUGGAAGACCUAACUAAUCAGGAAUCAUUAAAAUCUGUUGUAAAUACAAGCACAGCCUUUUCUGUUAAUAGAGAAGAGAAAAGUGUUUUCAGAAAACCAUCAGGAAGAGAAAGGGUUUGGUAUAAAGGUUCUCCAAAGAAUCCAAUAGCAAAGGUUCAGCUACUACCAACAACUAAACCUCUGGAACUGUAAUUAUAGAACUUUUUUAAAAAAUUUAGUAAUGUAUAUAGGAUUAAGGUUCUGGUGCUUGAACUGGAACAUAUAUUGAUGCCAGUUUGUAGCUCAGAUUGAUUAUUAAUUUUUCUUGGAUGUUUUAAAAUCUCAGUGACAAAUGUCUUGGGUUUUAAUGCUUGUAUAAAUCUCACUGCUCUGAUUUUCUUUGAAUGUGCCCCUUUGGUAUUAAAAUUUUUAUCAUGACUUCUUAGAGCAGAGAUUAUUUAACUUUUUUAAAUUUCUGACUGGAGUUAUGAGUUGGGAACUUGUUUUUAAGACUUGUUUUUUUGAUAAAUGGCUUUGAAAAUGAAGGGAAGACUAGGCCAUUGCCCAUUUGAAUUAAAAAAUUAGGUAAAAUUUCAGCAAAGAAAAAGGCUAGAGAUGACAAGGAAAUAAAUUAACUUUAUUUUUGUCUUAUUUCUUUAAUUAUAUCAUUGCUGUUCAGAAUCUUUGUGUGGAGAGUUUCAUUUGAUACCUUUACUAUUGAUAUAGCAUUCUUAAAACUGCUUUUGUUCUUCAAAAAAUGUUUCAACAUCACAUGUACUUAGAACAAGUGUAUUCUGCUGUGCAUUUGCAUGGGCUUUUAUAACGUGUUUGAGUCAUUCUGAGUUAUAUUGUGGUGUCUAAAUCAGGCCAAUCAAUGAUUAUGAUUAUGAAACAGUUGAUGACUUUUAAGCCAUACUGUAUGUUUAAAGUUAAUUUGCACAAACAUAUUUGUACCUGUUGUCUUGUCCUAUUUGUAAUUAAAAGUAUUUAAGAAGGAAGAGUAAAAC